Molecule: messenger RNA, 635 nt
Organism: Centruroides sculpturatus (bark scorpion)
Lineage: Eukaryota; Metazoa; Arthropoda; Arachnida; Scorpiones; Buthidae
Product: UV excision repair protein RAD23 homolog B-like
Exons: 4
Coding region: 173-613 (146 amino acids)
Biological process (GO): proteasome-mediated ubiquitin-dependent protein catabolic process
Cellular component (GO): cytosol; nucleoplasm
Molecular function (GO): ubiquitin binding; proteasome binding; polyubiquitin modification-dependent protein binding
Source: RefSeq, a predicted model, not a curated record
AAAAUUGAAAAAAUCAAUUGAAAUUAAUAAAAUUAAAUGGGACAAGAGCAGAUGACGUCAGAACUUUCAUGGCGACUAUUCGUUGAAGUUGCUGACUUGUUAUGAAGAUAACGCUUUUAAUUUGUUAACCCUCAAUUAAGAAGUAGUCAUCUAUCAAAAUUUGCAAUACAAAAUGAUUAUAACGUUAAAAACUUUACAACAACAAACUUUUAAGAUUGAAAUCGAUGCUAGUGAAACGGUUAAAGCAUUCAAAGAGAAAAUUGAAACAGAAAAAGGAAAAGAUUAUCCAGCUGGUUGUCAGAAAUUGAUAUAUGCAGGAAAGAUACUUAGUGAUGACACUCAAAUUAGUGAAUAUAACAUUGAUGAAAAGAAGUUUGUUGUCAUUAUGGUAACCAAACCAAAAUUAGGUACAGAUUCAGGUGAUACUACAAGUCAUGAAGCUGCAGCUAUACCAACUACUCCAGCAGUUGUUGCUGGAGCACCUCAGUUUUCUACUGCUACUACUUCUAGCACAACUGUAACAGAUAAUAAAGCUGCUACUUCUGAUAGAACAAGUGCAGAAUCUAAACCAACUGAAAAAGAAGUAAAUACAGAAUCAGGCAAUAAUAGGUAAGCAAUACAAAACUUAAUCUGUU